AUGCUGAAGAGCUACCAGGUGGUUUACAUUGGCCUGGAGCUGCUGAUCGCUCUCCUGGCUGUAGCUGGAAACAUCCUGGUGUGCUGGGCCGUCUGCCUCAACUCCAACCUGCAAAGCAUCACCAACUUCUUUGUGGUCUCACUGGCAGUGGCUGAUAUUGCUGUGGGGCUGCUGGCCAUCCCUUUUGCAAUCACAAUUAGUAUGGGCUUCUGUGCUCAUUUCUACGGCUGCUUGUUCAUCGCCUGCUUCGUCCUCGUGCUCACUCAGAGCUCCAUCUUCAGCCUGCUGGCCAUCGCCAUGGACCGUUACAUCGCGAUCAAAAACCCUCUCAGGUACAACAGUGUGGUGACAGGUCAGAGGGCAAAGUGCAUCAUAGCACUGUGCUGGACCCUCUCAGUUGGCAUCGGACUCACACCCAUGUUUGGCUGGAACACAGGGUGGAACUCCACCAUCACCGCUGUAGGAACCACCAGCUGUCCUGAAGGCAUGACCCAAUGUUUGUUUGAGGAAGUAGUCACCCUGGACUAUAUGGUCUAUUUCAAUUUCUUUGGCUGCAUUCUGGUUCCUCUGCUGCUCAUGCUGAUCAUCUACGUCAACAUCUUCAUGGCGGCGAGGCGGCAGCUCCGACUGAUGAGCGUCAAAGUCGCUCACACACCUGCCCCCGGACAGAAAGCGCCGUCUUCCAGCUCGUCCCGUUCAGUCCUGCAGAAGGAAGUGCACGCUGCUAAAUCUCUGGCCAUAAUUGUAGGUUUGUUCGUUCUCUGUUGGCUUCCUCUGCACAUCAUCAACUGUUUCAACCACCUGUGUCAGGGCUGUGAGCGCCCACACAUCUGGGUGAUAAACAUCGCCAUCAUCCUCUCCCAUGCUAACUCCGUUGUGAAUCCCUUCAUCUAUGCCUACCGCAUUCGGGAGUUCAGGCAGACGUUUCGAAAGAUCUUUUACCAACACAUCCUGAGACGGAGAGAAGCACUUGGGGCUGGGAACGCUGAUAGCAGGGGUGUUGGGAGCAAUGGCAUCAGACGCAUCUCCCAAACCAGCAAAGAGGGUUCAACGUGUGGCACGACUGUGAACAGCUUCAUCCUGGACCCUUAUCCUGAUCAAACAAGACACAGUGCUUCACAUGAACCUUCUAGCUGUUGGAUAUCAAGUUUAGACGUGUCAUCAAGCAGCUGCAUACCCAACGGACACCACGUAACGAGUGGGAGCUUGACAUUUUCUGCACAGGAUGCAUCAAAAUCAGUCAUGUGUUUACAGGAAGCAGCAGAUGUUUUAGAACUCAAAGACAGAGGAAGCUGCGCUGCUUUUGCAAACAUUCAAGCUCUCCCCCCAAAUCAGAUGGACUGCACCUGUUCUGCAAAGAUUACAGAGGUCUCGUGA
This is a messenger RNA of Nematolebias whitei (Rio pearlfish), 1377 nucleotides long. RefSeq names its product adenosine A2a receptor b (gene adora2ab). Gene Ontology annotation, molecular function: G protein-coupled adenosine receptor activity. Gene Ontology annotation, biological process: G protein-coupled adenosine receptor signaling pathway; adenylate cyclase-activating G protein-coupled receptor signaling pathway. The transcript is spliced from 4 exons. The record is from RefSeq and is a predicted model, not a curated record. The coding region runs from base 1 to 1377 and encodes 458 amino acids. Lineage: Eukaryota; Metazoa; Chordata; Actinopteri; Cyprinodontiformes; Rivulidae. Gene Ontology annotation, cellular component: membrane.